Molecule: messenger RNA, 1962 nt
Organism: Trichoderma breve
Lineage: Eukaryota; Fungi; Ascomycota; Sordariomycetes; Hypocreales; Hypocreaceae
Exons: 4
Coding region: 1-1962 (653 amino acids)
Source: RefSeq, a predicted model, not a curated record
AUGCGUCCUGUUUCCGCUGCGGCUGUCUUGGCUGCUUGCCUCCACGUUGGUCUCUGCGAUGCCAACGACCUGGCACCACGAUGCGCUGUCAACUGUGCCUCGAACAUCAGAAACGACAAGGGGGCACUCGACCUCAAGACCAUCUGUGGAAACAAGCUCAUGACAAACUCCCUCUUCCAAUGCCUCAUCGGCGCCUGUCCCCAGAACGACUAUGGCCCAGCGCUUGCACAUGUCGUUCUCGCAUGUUCCAACCUGGGCAUGAGCAUUGGGCCGUUGCAUCCCGUGGAGGUCCAGCACGUCGACCUGGAGAAACCUCAAUAUCUUCCCACCCCAUCAAUCCCUCCUGCAUACAGCACGCCUGGUGAUACAUCCCAGCCGGAUACCCACCAUUUGACUUUGUCCUUUGACAUUUCCCUUGAUUUGAAAUGCAAUUCCGGGCCUGACGGUCUUGUCACUGUGACUCUCCCUCCGCCUGCUCCAUCUACGUCUGCCACCUCUCCUACACCACCACCUCCCGUCUCCAGUCCUGAUCCUGGUGAGGGCGAGGGUGAAGGCGAGGGCGAGAACCAAGGCGAAGGUGAGAAUGGCAAUGGCGAGGGUGAGAACGGUAAUGGUGAGAAUGGCAAUGCUACGCCACCCGCCCCAGCCAAACCAACCAAGUCAACAGCUGAUCCGGCUACGACAUCUUCAUGUCCGCCAGGCUCCACUCCACCAAGCUCUCAGGGUCCUGACGGCGGGCAAGCUCCUCCACAGUCAACUGAUCCUAGUGAGAACGGUGGUCCUGCGGUAACGUCUGCGCCCUCGGUGGCCCCUGGGGGAGGCAAUCCUUCGUCUCCAGCCUCUACGUCUCCAUGCUCAACCGCUUCUCAAGAUACCGGUGGCCUUGAUCCUCAGGAUCCAAACCAGUCUUCAAACAACUCCGCCGGGGAACCUUCUCAUCCACCCAAUGGUGGGGAUGGCCCUCAGGCCCCAGCAGCUUCCGUUGCCACGCCCGCACCUGUUUCUCCAACUCCAGCCCCUUCAUCAAGUCCUUGUUCGGCGACAGAUGAUGCCAACAUGUCAGCCAAUCCAACCCCAGGCCCUCAAGUAUCCAAGGCCGCAGAGCCUGCAACUGUGGCUCAACCAUCUCCGUUGCCUUCCCCUUCUUCGCCCCCUGCUGCCACCACAGAACCGGCAGAUCCAUCAAGCGCCAACCCUCCAGAAUACACACCCGCGGGAUCUGGUGAGCAGUCACCUGACAACAGCUCUGCCUUUCAAACGAGCAUCCCUGAAUCAAGUGCAGAACCCAUUCCACAGGAAAGCCCCAGCUCAGGAGCGCAGGCACCAUCGUAUGGGCAAGGCGGCUUAUCAUCACCGGUACAGACUCCAGAUAGCCAAACGGAUGACCUUGCUGCGGAAACCGCAGAGAGCAAGCCUACUUCCAAGACAGCCGAACCUUCGGUGACCACUCUUUGGCCAACUGCCAAGACUAAUCGGUCAUCAAGCCCGACAAGUCCAGGGGCACAUGGUCAAUCAUCCACCACCACAUGCGAAUCUGGGGGCAAGGAGACAGUGACGACAGGGCACGAUGAGUCAAUGGGCUCGGUCAUGGUCAAAGUCAUUCGUCCUGGUGAGGCUGGUGCUGAGAUUAUGUUUGUGACUGUUUGGGAGCCAGCUCCUGCAGUUACAGCAGCUUCCACAGACAUGAUCAGCAAUGUCGCUCAAUUGGCCAUUGGCAGUAGCGUGAUGGUGGAAUCAAUGGUUGACUCCGGUCACGUCGCUGAACCAAGCAGCCUUCCGACACAGAGCGGAUUCGUCAUGUCGAGGCCCACAACAGCUCGCGUUUCUGUGCCAUCCGACAACGUGGUGGCGGAAACAUCACUUCCCAAAAUCGCAUUGGUCAACAGCGUUUCGAAGCUAACACCCCAGCUUUGCAUCAUUGCUCUGCUCAUCAUCCUCGUCAGCGGGAUAUUGAUGAGCUGA